AUGUUUCCCUCCCCGCCAUCGCCGCAUCUUGAAGCCAUCGAGAAUUGGAGAAUACUAUAUUCCUUGCUUGCCGCAUAUCUCUCCCGCUCGCAACUUAAAAUGCCUUUCGCGCAGCUGGUAAUAGGGCCUCCGGGUGCGGGGAAGUCAACAUAUUGCAACGGUAUGCAUCAGUUCUUGGGAGCUAUCGGCCGGAAGUGCUCUAUCGUAAAUCUGGACCCCGCAAAUGACAAGACGUCGUAUCCGUGUGCGCUGGACGUUCGCGACCUCGUCACUCUCGAGGAGAUCAUGAGUGAGGAUCAACUAGGCCCUAAUGGCGGUGUCUUGUACGCACUGGAGGAACUGGAGGAGAACUUUGAAUGGUUGGAGGAGGGGCUGAAGGACCUCGGAGAGGACUAUGUUCUAUUUGAUUGUCCGGGCCAGGUUGAAAUCUUUACGCAUCAUUCGUCGUUGCGGAAUAUUUUCUUCAGAAUACAAAAGCUGGGCUAUAGACUAAUCGUAAUACAUCUCAUUGACUCAUACAACCUCACACUACCAUCGAUGUAUAUAUCCGCUCUCCUUCUUUCCCUCCGCGCCAUGCUCCAGAUGGAUCUCCCUCACAUCAACGUCCUCACUAAAAUCGAUAACCUUUCGAACUACGCCCCCCUACCUUUCAACCUGGAUUUCUACACGGAAGUCCAAGACCUUUCAUACCUCCUUCCACACCUAGAGGCCGAGUCAUCACGAUUAUCACAUGCAAAAUUUGGCGCCCUCAACAAUGCCAUCAUCGACCUGGUGGAAGAAUUCGGGCUCGUGGCAUUUGAGACACUGGCCGUGGAAGACAAGAAGAGCAUGAUGAAUUUGUUGCGAGUUAUUGAUAGGGCAAGUGGGUAUGCAUUCGGGCCCGCUGAGGGUGCAAACGAUACCAUCUGGCAGGUUGCUGUCCGGGAAGGACUAGGGACCAUGGAUAUCCGAGACGUCCAGGAACGAUGGCUCGACGCGAAGGACGAAUACGACGCGCAAGAACGCAGUGAGCUCGAGGCCGAGGCGAAAGCCAGGGAACAGGCUGCACAGCCGCCGCCGAGAGAGGACGAUGAACUCGAUGCCGACUUGGCGAACUUCAGGGGCUCGCUCCCCGACAGCGGCGUAAAAGUGAUACGGAAGUCAUGA
This is a messenger RNA of Aspergillus fumigatus Af293, 1146 nucleotides long. Its product is annotated as GTPase GPN2. Gene Ontology annotation, molecular function: GTPase activity. NCBI's taxonomy places the organism in Eukaryota, Fungi, Ascomycota, Eurotiomycetes, Eurotiales, Aspergillaceae. The record is from RefSeq and is a predicted model, not a curated record. Bases 1 to 1146 code for a protein of 381 amino acids. The transcript has 3 exons. Gene Ontology annotation, cellular component: cytoplasm.